Molecule: messenger RNA, 3902 nt
Organism: Myotis myotis
Lineage: Eukaryota; Metazoa; Chordata; Mammalia; Chiroptera; Vespertilionidae
Gene: UNK
Product: unk zinc finger
Exons: 16
Coding region: 166-2712 (848 amino acids)
Biological process (GO): cell morphogenesis involved in neuron differentiation
Molecular function (GO): metal ion binding; mRNA CDS binding
Source: RefSeq, a predicted model, not a curated record
ACGGCCGGACUGCAAUUCCCAAAAGCAGCCGCGGGCCCUCCGCAUCCGGGACACCGUCUGCAAGGAUCCCUGGGUAUUGUGGUCCGUUCCUUUGGCAGCACCCCUCGGCCGACGGUAAAAUUCCAGCUGAACCGAGGACCACAACUCCCAGCAACCCUUGCCGCCAUGCGGGGGGUCUUCACGUUCUCGUGGCGCGGCGCAGGCGCACUGAGUCCUCGGCGCGGACCGCGCAGACUGAAUAAUAAAAGGGGAGCGGCGAAGAGGCAGGAAGACAGGACCAUGUCGAAGGGCCCCGGGCCCGGCGGCUCCGCAGCUUCCUCGGCGCCCCCGGCCGCUACCGCUCAGGUGCUGCAGGCACAGCCCGAGAAACCGCAGCACUACACGUACCUGAAGGAGUUCCGCACGGAGCAGUGCCCGCUCUUUGUGCAACACAAAUGCACGCAGCAUCGGCCCUACACCUGCUUCCACUGGCACUUCGUGAACCAGCGCCGCCGCCGGUCCAUCCGCCGUCGGGACGGCACGUUCAACUAUAGCCCCGACGUCUACUGCACCAAGUACGACGAGGCCACGGGCCUCUGCCCGGAGGGCGACGAAUGCCCGUUCCUGCACCGGACCACAGGGGACACUGAGCGCAGGUACCACCUGCGUUACUACAAAACUGGAAUCUGCAUCCACGAGACGGACUCCAAAGGCAACUGCACCAAAAACGGCCUGCACUGCGCUUUCGCCCACGGGCCCCAUGACCUCCGCUCCCCCGUCUACGACAUCAGGGAGCUCCAGGCCAUGGAGGCCUUGCAGAAUGGCCAGGCCCCCGUGGAGGGCAGCAUCGAGGGUCAGUCCGCUGGGGCUGCAAGCCACGCCAUGAUAGAGAAGAUCCUCAGUGAAGAGCCGCGGUGGCAAGAGACCGCGUACGUGCUGGGGAACUAUAAGACGGAGCCGUGCAAGAAGCCGCCGCGGCUGUGCCGCCAGGGUUAUGCCUGCCCCUACUACCACAACAGCAAGGACCGGCGGCGGAGCCCCCGGAAGCACAAAUACAGGUCGUCUCCAUGUCCAAAUGUGAAACACGGGGAUGAGUGGGGAGACCCAGGCAAGUGCGAGAAUGGAGACGCCUGCCAGUACUGCCACACCCGCACGGAGCAGCAGUUCCACCCGGAGAUCUAUAAGUCCACCAAGUGCAACGACAUGCAGCAGGCGGGCAGCUGUCCCCGUGGACCUUUCUGCGCCUUCGCCCACGUAGAACAGCCGCCCCUCAGUGACGAGCUGCAGCCUUCCUCCGCUGUGUCCAGCCCCACGCAGCCGGGGCCCGUCCUGUACAUGCCAUCUGCUGCCGGAGACUCGGUGCCCGUGAGCCCCUCCAGCCCACAUGCCCCUGACCUCAGCACUCUCCUCUGUAGAAACAGCAGCCUGGGCAGCCCGUCUAACCUCUGCGGCUCCCCCCCGGGCUCCGUGAGGAAACCCCCAAACCUGGAGGGCAUUGUCUUCCCUGGGGAGUCCGGCCUGGCCCCUGGCAGCUAUAAGAAGGCUCCUGGCUUCGAGAGGGAAGACCAGGUGGGAGCCGAGUUCCUGAAAAAUUUUAAAUGCCAGGCCAAGUUAAAACCCCACUCCCUAGAGCCCAGGAGUCAAGAGCAGCCUCUGCUUCAGCCCAAACAGGACAUGCUGGGCAUCCUCCCCGUGGGCAGCCCCCUGACCUCAAGCAUCUCUUCUAGUAUCACCUCCAGCCUGGCAGCUACUCCCCCUAGCCCCGCGGGCACCAGCAGCAUCCCUGGCAUGAAUGCAAACGCUCUGCCCUUCUACCCCACCAGUGACACGGUAGAGUCGGUCAUAGAGUCUGCCCUGGAUGACCUGGACCUCAACGAGUUUGGGGUGGCCGCCCUGGAGAAGACUUUCGAUAGCAGCACCGUGCCCCACCCGGGCAUCACCACCAUCGGCGGCAGCUUGCUGCAGAGUUCUGCGCCGGUGAACAUCCCGGGCUCCUUGGGCAGCUCCGCCUCCUUCCACUCAGCAUCCCCGUCCCCUCCCGUCAGCCUCUCUUCACAUUUCCUGCAGCAGCCCCAGGGCCCCCUGAGCCAGUCAGAAAACACAUUUCUGGGGACCUCAGCAUCACAUGGAUCUUUGGGUCUGAACGGCAUGAACAGCAGCAUCUGGGAGCACUUUGCCUCUGGAAGCUUCUCCCCGGGUACAUCCCCUGCCUUCCUGUCAGGACCCGGGGCUGCCGAGCUGGCCCGGCUUCGGCAGGAGCUCGAGGAAGCGAACAGUACCAUCAAGCAGUGGGAGGAAUCCUGGAAGCAGGCCAAGCAGGCUUGUGAUGCCUGGAAGAAGGAGGCAGAGGAGGCUGGUGAGCGGGCCAGUGCGGCGGGCGCCGAGUGUGAGUUGGCCCGGGAGCAGCGGGACGCGUUGGAGGUGCAGGUGCAGAAGCUGCGGGAGGAGCUAGAGCGGCUACACUCAGGGCCCGACCCGCAGGCCCUGCCCGCCUUCUCCGACCUGGAGGCCCUCUCGCUCUCCACCCUCUACUCCCUCCAAAAGCAGCUGCGGGCCCGCCUAGAGCAAGUGGACAAGGCCGUGUUCCACAUGCAGUCGGUGAAAUGCCUUAAGUGUCAGGAGCAGAACCGCGCGGUGCUGCCGUGCCAACAUGCCGUGCUGUGCGAGCUGUGCGCCCAGGGCAGCGAGUGCCCCGUCUGCCAGCCGGGCCGGGCCCACGCCCUCCAGUCGUGACCCUGCAGGCCCGGCCCCGGCCUGGCUCACAUCUUCCCACCUAGGACUUUUUAAAGUAUAUAUAUAUAUGUAUGUAUGUAUGUAUGUAUAUGUAUAUGAUUAUGUAUAUGUAUACAUCUCCGUGCGUGUGCAGGUAUGCGUGGGCGAACAGUGUGACAGUGUCUGUGUGUAUAUCUGUGUGUAGAUAUAGACACACACUUUAAAACAGACUUACCAAGCACUUUUUAAAAGAAGAACUAUUUUGCAGUCCUCCCCUGCCCACUCCCACCUCCCCCUCCCCCUUCUCCCACCGCCUUCCGGCAGGGAGUCCCGUUGUCUCUUUUAUAUGCAGGACUAACUAUUUUUAACUUUUCCUGGGGCCUGAGCAGGGGAGGUGGGAAGCUAGAAGGGGCCGAGGGGAGAGGAGAGGCCUUCAGGGCAGGCCCUGGUCGUCCCCCCUUCCUAGGCCAGGGCCAGGGGCUUGGAGGCCCAGGCAGACCUGCUUCCAGCUGUGAGGCCUGAGGGGAGUGCUGGGGUCCAGGCCAGCCUGGCUCCUGGGUUUACCAAAUGCAUAUUUAGUUCGGGGCUGGCAGGCCCAAGUAGCCCCGCUCCCAACCCCAGGCCCUUGAAGCCCUCAAGGGUCAAGGCCUGGGAGUUGGACCCCUCAGGUUCCUGAGGCAGUGGGUCUGCCUCAGCCCUCCCCCGUCCAGAGCAGCCUCCCUGGCCCCAGGGCCACCUACCAGGCUGGCACUGCCCUCUCCAUCACCCCCUGCUGCCUUCAGCUGUCCCCCCUGAUGGCUGCGGACUGAGGACCAGGGGGCUCAGGCCCUGCCCCCCCCUCCGCCAGGAGGGGCUCCGAAUGCAUUCCUUGGUGCUCUCUGAGUGCAGCUGCCGUCCUGCCGCUUUGGCCGGACGCCGUGUGCAUGUGUGUGCGUGCCUGUCCGAUGUAUAGUGUGUCUUAGCUUCCAUUUUAAAAUUGUUCUGUACAGACAGAUGCAGCGGGUGGAGGGCGGAGUGGCGUAGGGCAGCCACCGCUGCCGGCGCUGGGUGUCUGGGGUGGGAGCAAGAGCGCUGCAAGGCUCGGGCCCCAGCCCCCCUUGUGCUCAGCACGAAAGGGCUUUCAAUGAAUUAAGUGAAAACUUUCUUUUUUUACAAAAAUGCAAAAAUCAACAAAGCUCCAAACUUAUUGGGAAUAAAAUAUGAACUUGCAA